CGGCGCGCGGCUGGACCGAGUCCCGCUUCCCGCCAGCUCACCCAGAGUCGGGGGCAGCCCCUGCCAGCCCGCCUGCACCCCUUGUCUCUCUAGCUUGCCCGAACAUGCCGCUCCUCCAAGCCUAGGUAGUGAGCCCCGCGGCUCCAGGUCUCUGCAGCGCCCUCGGCCCCAUGGACAGCGCACCCGUCACCACUCCCUAAGUGCUGGCGCCGCCGCCGGCGUCCAAGCUGCGCACUGGGGUCCCUCGGCUUGCCCCUCUCUGGGGUGUCCGAGAGGCCGGGGAGCGUGCACCAUGAAGUCCGUGCUGUUCACCCGCUUCUUUAUCCUCCUGCCCUGGAUCCUAAUUGUCAUCAUCAUGCUCGACGUGGACACGCGCAGGCCCGCGCCCCCGCUCACCCCGCGCCCCUACUUCUCUCCCUACGCGGUGGGCCGCGGGGGUGCCCGACUCCCGCUCCGCAGGGGCGGCCCGGCUCACGGGACCCAAAAGCGCAACCAAUCUCGGCCGCAGCCACAGCCGGAGCCGCAGCUGCCCACCAUCUAUGCCAUCACGCCCACCUACAGCCGCCCGGUGCAGAAAGCGGAGCUGACCCGCCUGGCCAACACGUUCCGCCAGGUGGCGCAGCUGCACUGGAUCCUGGUGGAGGACGCGGCGGCGCGCAGCGAGCUGGUGAGCCGCUUCCUGGCUCGGGCCGGGCUGCCCAGCACUCACCUGCACGUGCCCACGCCGCGGCGCUACAAGCGGCCCGGGCUGCCGCGCGCCACUGAGCAGCGCAACGCGGGCCUCGCCUGGCUGCGCCAGAGGCACCAGCACCAGCGCGCGCAGCCCGGCGUGCUCUUCUUCGCUGACGACGACAACACCUAUAGUCUGGAGCUCUUCCAGGAGAUGCGAACCACUCGCAAGGUCUCCGUCUGGCCUGUGGGCCUGGUUGGUGGGCGGCGCUACGAACGUCCGCUGGUGGAAAAUGGCAAAGUUGUUGGCUGGUACACCGGCUGGAGAGCAGACAGGCCUUUUGCCAUCGACAUGGCAGGAUUUGCUGUAAGUCUUCAAGUCAUUUUGUCCAAUCCAAAAGCUGUAUUUAAGCGUCGUGGAUCCCAGCCAGGGAUGCAAGAAUCUGACUUUCUCAAACAGAUAACAACAGUCGAAGAACUGGAACCGAAAGCAAAUAACUGCACUAAGGUUCUCGUGUGGCACACUCGGACAGAGAAGGUUAAUCUAGCCAACGAGCCAAAGUACCACCUGGACACAGUGAAAAUUGAGGUAUAAAUUGAAGCAGCAACUGGUGCAGUUUGCCCAGCCAGUGGAUCCAUAUGGAAGAGGAUGUUUGGAGUUUAGGCUGCAGAGCAUUCAGGUAUUGUUUGUUUUACUUCAGUACAACAGCCUUUCUUGUCAUCUGAUGGACAUCUGUUUAAAUGGAGCUUGUCAGUUAACAUAAGCUAAUUGGAUGGUUGGUACAAAAUGUAUGUUUUGUCUUCAUUUGUUCUGCAUGUUUUCUCUACACCUAAAUUGGAAGAUUUUUGUACAGUGCCGAUACUGCAAGAUACCACUCUGAGUAUAUUAUAUAUUUUUCUUUUUCUCCAAUCUGCCCUUAUAAUUGGUAGACUUGAACAGGUUUUUAAAACAGACAAGUAUUUUGUCAGCUAAACGUUCCUGAUUCCUGACUUUGCAACACUAAGUAAUUUUUGGAAGGUUAGUGGCAGUAUACAUCAUAGGAAAUAAAAACCCACAAAUGAAAAGGUCUAUGGAGUCAUCUGUUUAAUGUAGGGAAAUAACAUUUUGUCAAUACUAGGCACCAUAAAAUGUAAACACAAUUACUGUCAUAAACCUGGAUAUACCUUCAAGGAUUGAAAGUGGCUUUUAGUUACCCUGUUUGCAUAUAGUGCAGAAAAAGGUCUUCGUGUUAGCACUAUGUACAUUAAGAAGAGAUCCAAAUUACAAGAGAGGCAGAUAAAAUUUGAAUUCUUUAAAUAUUCAUUAAACUAAGUUUUGGAGUAAUAUCCAGGUUUAUCUUCCUUUCACUAACCACGUUCCCUGUUAAGCACAUCAUAACAACAGCACGGUGAAGUGAAUGAUGAAAUAAAAGAAUUUUGAUACACUAGAAAACAGCGCUCAGUGAGACAUUUACAUUCUAUUUAUAUGAUUAAACAUUUGAUCAUACAGUACCUUCCUACAGGAUUACUGGCUAAUUUUGGGGUGGGGUUUAUACUGUUAGAGGUAUUACUAACAUGAUAACUACUUCCCUUAUGUGCAAACAUUAGAGCUAUAAUUUUAUUGAGAGGAAAACUGAUUUUGCAAGUUGAGCAGCUUCUCAAAUAAUGCAGUAUAUGAAAUCAUGGGAAAUAUGAGCAAAGCUGCCCUUGACAUAAAAUGGUUUAUCAACCUGCUUUUCACCACAUAAAAUUGAAUCAGUACAGACCAA
Symphalangus syndactylus (siamang) is the source of this 2417-nucleotide messenger RNA. RefSeq names its product beta-1,3-glucuronyltransferase 2 (gene B3GAT2). Gene Ontology annotation, biological process: carbohydrate metabolic process; chondroitin sulfate proteoglycan biosynthetic process. Gene Ontology annotation, cellular component: Golgi membrane. The record is from RefSeq and is a predicted model, not a curated record. Gene Ontology annotation, molecular function: galactosylgalactosylxylosylprotein 3-beta-glucuronosyltransferase activity. Lineage: Eukaryota; Metazoa; Chordata; Mammalia; Primates; Hylobatidae.